AUGAUCGAAAGCGCUGUUGCCGUAGCCUUGUACCCCAGACUGUCUGCUUUAGCGGCUACCUUGAGUAACUCUAGUAUUCAUUGGUCUUCGGAGACCACACUCUCUCUCCCCAACACCACGGCCUUCUUUAACGCUACGGAGCGAUGGACCAUCUAUGAUCCACCUACUUACGAGGCGGCCCUGUCUCCAGGUACAGAGGAGGACGUAGUUCAAGCUGUCAAGUUGGCAAAGCAAAGCAAGAUCCCUUUCUUAGCGACGGGGGCGCGACAUGGGUAUUCGACGACACUGGGACAACUUCAAGGCGGUCUUGCUAUCGAUUUAUCCAAACUGAACUCUGUGCAAAUCGAUAAGGAUGCGGCUCAACUUACCAUUGGACCCGGUGUGCAUUUCCGAGACAUCUUCGGACCAGUAUAUGAGGCUGGCUUUGAGAUCCAGACUGGAACUUGCAGCUGUGUUGGUAUGAUGAGCGCCACUCUGGGUGGCGGCAUUGGACGCUCCCAAGGCAUUCACGGGAUGAUCAUCGAUGCUCUGAUCUCGGUGCGUCUCGUGACAGCCGAUGGUCAGAUAAUUGAGGCAUCAGAGACAACCAACUCAGACUUGUUUUGGGGCAUUCGGGGCGCCGGUCAGAACUUUGGUAUUGUCGUAUCGGCCACUUACGGGCUUCAUCCGCUACGUAAUGGUGGUGUCUGGACAAGUGCCGACAUUUUGCUCACCCCUGAGAAGAACGUCUCUUACUUCGAGACGGUGGAGAAAAUGCACCCAUUGCCAGCCGAGCUUACAGUGGAGACUAUCAUCAACUACAAUUCGACUCUGGAGCAGCCACAACUUAUGCUUAGCCUUGUGUAUGCGGGACCUAAAGACGAGGCUGUUAAGGCUAUGGCUCCUAUUCUCGAGCUGGGUCCAUCAUACUCGCUCAUUAAGGAGAUUCCGUGGAGUGAAAUAAGCACACAGACGACCUUCCUCCUCGAUGGUCCCGUGUGUGAGAACAACCAGAUCUACGACAUCUACCCUGUCAAUUUGCGGACAUUUGAUGCCCCUACCUUGACUGCCACCUUCGGGAAGAUGGCUCAGUUUUGGGAGGAGAAUCCAUCUGCGCAAAUCUCGGACAUUACUAUUGAGACUUGGCCGAUUCAAGCUACGGUGGCUGUUCCGGAUAACGCAACGGCCUACCCCUGGCGAGAUACGACUUCCUAUAUCAUGAUCCAAAUGAGAUGGAACAACGUCGGUGACCCCGUUCAGGGACCAGCCGACAAGUUUGCCGUAGGACUCCGCAGUGACCUGGCUGCCACCUCCGGCUACGACGAUCUGGCUGUUUACCAGAACUAUGCGUGGGGAGACGAGACGCUUGAGCAGAUCUACGGCAAGGAGAAGCUGCCGAGGCUGGCUCGGCUCAAGGCUCAGUAUGAUCCCGACAACAUCUUCAGCUUCUAUCAUGCUCUUCCUACGUCGUACCCGUAA
Molecule: messenger RNA, 1458 nt
Organism: Amorphotheca resinae ATCC 22711
Lineage: Eukaryota; Fungi; Ascomycota; Leotiomycetes; Helotiales; Amorphothecaceae
Exons: 5
Coding region: 1-1458 (485 amino acids)
Molecular function (GO): oxidoreductase activity; FAD binding
Source: RefSeq, a predicted model, not a curated record